Molecule: messenger RNA, 963 nt
Organism: Sorex araneus (European shrew)
Lineage: Eukaryota; Metazoa; Chordata; Mammalia; Eulipotyphla; Soricidae
Product: olfactory receptor 5C1
Exons: 1
Coding region: 1-963 (320 amino acids)
Biological process (GO): sensory perception of smell; G protein-coupled receptor signaling pathway
Cellular component (GO): membrane
Molecular function (GO): olfactory receptor activity; G protein-coupled receptor activity; odorant binding
Source: RefSeq, a predicted model, not a curated record
AUGACCCCAGAGAACAUCACCUGGGCCAAGGGGGCCCCCGCCGAAUUCAUUCUCCUGGGCAUCACAGAUCGGUGGGACCUGCGCGUGACCCUCUUCCUGAUCUUCCUGCCCGUCUACCUGGUGAGCCUGCUGGGCAACCUGGGCAUGGUGCUGCUGAUCUGCGCGGACGCGCGGCUCCACACGCCCAUGUACUUCUUCCUGGCCAACCUCUCCAUGCUGGACGCCUGCUACUCCUCGGCCAUCGGGCCCAAGAUGCUCGUGGACCUGCUGCUGCCCCGCGCCACCAUCCCUUACUUCGCCUGCGCCCUCCAGAUGUUCGUGUUUGCGGGGCUGGCGGACGCUGAGUGCUGCCUGCUGGCGGCCAUGGCCUACGACCGCUACGUGGCCAUCGGGAACCCGCUGCUGUACACCACGGCCAUGUCCCCGCGCCUGUGCCUGGCCCUGCUGGGCGCCUCGGGCCUGGGCGGGGCGGUGAGCGCCUUCGUGCACACGACCUUCACCUUCCGGCUGAGCUUCUGCGGCUCCCGGGAGGUCAACAGCUUCUUCUGCGACAUCCCGCCGCUGCUGGCCAUCUCCUGCAACGACACCAGCCUCAACGAGCUGCUGCUCUUCGCCGUGUGCGGCCUCAUCCAGACGGCCACCGUGCUGGCCAUCGUGGUCUCCUACGCGUUCAUCGCGGGCGCGGUGAUCCGCAUGCGCUCGGCCGAGGGCCGGCGGCGGGCCGCGUCCACCUGCGGCUCGCACCUCACCGCCGUGGCCAUGCUCUACGGGACGCUCAUCUUCAUGUACCUGCGCCCCAGCUCCAGCUACGCCCUGGACACCGACAAGAUGGCCUCGGUCUUCUACACCCUGGUCAUCCCCGCGCUCAACCCGCUCAUCUACAGCCUCCGGAACAAGGAGGUCAAGGAGGCCUUCAAAAGGACCUGGGCCCGCUUCUGCUGUCCGGGACGGGGGCACCAGUGA